AUGGCAAUCAAGGCUAUUGAUCUCACGCCAGAAAGUCACCCACAGCGAACUCCACGUCUGAUCAACCUCUCUGUCUACUGGCACGAGAAAUACCCAAGAAGUGAUCCACAAAAUGGUGAAGGACUUCAAGACUCCAUUAAAGCUUCGCGAGACGCGAUUGCAGCUCUUUCAGAAACUUAUCCACACCGAGGAACAAUUCUUGAUCAGCUAUCCACAAAGCUAGGGUUGCUCUUCAUGCAGACGCGAGAGCUAGGAGUUAUCGACGAAAACAUUGCAGUCCAACGAGAAGCUGUGGAGGAAGAUCUCGACGAAGCAAUUCAAAUAUGUCAUGAUGUCAUAGCACAGACGGAUGAAAACUCGCCCCAGCUUCUCGAGAGACUCGGUAACCUUUGGCUAGCACUAAGCGAAAGAUACGAAACACAUGGAGACCAAAACGAUCUCGAAGAAGCCAUAGAAGUUGUGAAGCAGGCUAUUGAAGUCACUGAAGAAGAUAGUCUGGAGCGCAUGGCUCAGCUGAGCAAUUAUGCUAACUUCCUCGGUGAUCGAUACCUCAGGACAGGAAGCAUCAGAGAUCUCGAAGAGUCUAUCCACAUAUUCGAAAUGGUCUGCGAUCGUAUCGAAGACGAUGAGUUGUACUUGGACAGACACAAAUGUCUCAGCAACUUUGGCAUUCAGCUCAGUCGAAGAUACAGAAGGAUCGGAACCGUGGGUGAUUUGAGACAAGCGAUACAAGUCGGACGAAAGGCUUGUAAACUGAGCCCCGACGACGAUAGCAAGUCAAAACACCUUUCCAACCUAGCAAUCAUCUUGAAGCACGAAUACUUCAGAACAGAUGAUCCAGACGUUCUUGAGGAGGCAAUCAGUGUGCAGAGAAAGGCUGUAGAGGCCGUCCAUAAGAAUCACCCCGACAUAUUUGCUACAUUUCACAACCUUGCAACCCUUCUCACUACGAAAUACAAACUGACACAAAAUUUGGAGGACCUUGAAGAGGCACUGAGACUUGGGCGGCUGGCUGUCGACUUGACAACGGAAGAUCAUGCGAAUAGAGCUGCUUGUCUUAACACCCUGGCAGUGCAGUUGAGUGACAUGUCCAAGAAGACUGGAGUGUCGAGCCAUUUGCACGAAGCUAUCGAUUAUGGACAAAAAGCACUGGAUGCCACAGAAGAAAGCCACCCGGAACGUGCUAGCAGGCUGGUUAACCAAGGCGGUCGUUAUGGUAAUUUGUUCUGGCAGACGAAAGAAAAAGAACAUCUCGAUGCCGCUAUUGCACACUUAGAUUCUGCCUUACAUAUACCUGACUGGGACAAGGCUUAUGAAGCUGUCAAAACUGCGAUGGAUCUUGUUCCUCAUCUCAUCGCACAGACUACGAGCAAUGCUGAUAAGCAAGGUGCACUGGUCCAAGUCUAUGGCUUAUCAUCUCAUUCAGCAGCUGUGGCACUCUCGGCGAACAGAGGAGCACUUGCUGCAUUGCGGUUUCUUGAACAAGGACGGGGAUUGAUGGCAGCUUCCGUUGAAGAAUCACGGAUGGAAUGCCUGGAUCUUCGGACUGAGCAGCCCGAACUCGCUGAGAAUCUAAACCGAUUCCAAGGUCAAAUCAGCCGGCAUGCCGGAAUGAACCAUGACCUCGGCGAGCUUCAUAGACUACUUGACGACAUCCGCCAAAGGCCCGGAUUUGAAGAAUUUCUCUCUGCGCCAAGCGAAUCCUGCAUCAAGAAUACUGCAAUUCCUGGAGCAAUUAUUGUUAUCAAUACCAGCGAGUUCCGUCGUGACGCAAUUAUCGUGGAGAGCGACCAGAUUCGCAGCAUUCCUUUGCCUCAGCUUACAAUCCUAGAUAUAAGGUCCAAUACCCAACAGGGCCAUAUUUCAAGUCCAAAGAUACUCGAGUGGCUGUGGCAUACUAUUGCUGAACCCGUCCUUGGUGCACUAGGAAUCAAUGAAGUUUCUCCUGAAGAACGCCUGCCACGGAUUUGGUGGAUCCCAACAGGCGUAUUGAGCAUAUACCCUCUCCAUGCAGCUGGCCGACAUUAUAAAGGAUCGCGAGACACCGUGAUCGACAGAGCUAUGUCAUCGUAUAGCUCGUCUGUCAGAGCCAUUAUCCGGACUCGGAGCCGUGCAGGUCUAAAGCCGUUUCCCUUGGGCAACGAGCGGGCUGUGCUUACAUCCAUGGAGCGAACACCAGGGUACAAUGCACUCCCUUCAGCAGGCAGAGAAAUAUCUCAAUUACGUCCCAUCUGCGAGUCCAAAGGAUUUGAGGUAGUUGAACCCAAAGGCAUUAAAGAAGACAUUGUUUCGCAGUUUCCAGAGUGUAAGGUCUUCCAUUUCGCCGGCCACGGCGCCACCAACCUGCGCGAUCCUUCCCAAAGCAGCCUUCUGUUACAAGAUGAACCUCUAACUGUUUCAACCCUUCUGGAAACCAACAUCCAGCAAUAUUCACCAUUCCUUGCAUACCUCUCGGCAUGCGGCACUGGACAGAUUGCCCACGAGAAGUUCCUUGAUGAAAGCAUUCAUCUCAUCAGUGCCUUUCAACUAGCUGGAUUUCGUCAUGUCAUCGGUACUCUUUGGGAGGUUGGUGACGAUAUCAGCGUUCAUAUGGCAAGGAUCACCUACGAAGCUAUUCAGCGAGGUGACUCGGCAGAUGAGUCGGUAUGUCGAGGCUUACAUAAAGCGACAUUAGAGCGGCGAGAUCAAUGGUUCAGAGAACAGACUCCGACUCGUGGUCAUUGCCGCAAUGGGUUCCAUAUGUUCAUUAUAGAUUAUAAAUCGUAG
Fusarium oxysporum Fo47 is the source of this 2766-nucleotide messenger RNA. RefSeq names its product CHAT domain-containing protein. The transcript has 5 exons. The coding region runs from base 1 to 2766 and encodes 921 amino acids. Gene Ontology annotation, molecular function: protein binding. Lineage: Eukaryota; Fungi; Ascomycota; Sordariomycetes; Hypocreales; Nectriaceae. The record is from RefSeq and is a predicted model, not a curated record.